UCCAAAAAUCCGCUCAGCCGACGCAACGACACAAUUCAGACUUUACGCUGCUCUCCCAAGUCGAUGUACCGACUCGCCCUUAAGCUCAAGAACGCACGUUUAGAAGCUCUGGCAUUCCAGGCAAUCAAAUCUAGUUUAUGCGAGAGCAAUAUCUUGGCUGAGGCAUUCUCGUGGUUUACAGCUCAGUACACCGACAUUCAAAACAUGGAACUAGACCUACUAAUGAAGUUCUGCAGCACACCUGAAGUAUCAAGUCGUCUGGAGCGAGUGGUUGAUGCUGUUUCCCAAGGAGAAAGACGUUAUGCACGUGCUAUGCUUCAUGCCUUUUUAGCAAGAUUGACCCGGCAGCGGGCGGGCAGUGGUACACAGUGAAGUCGCAACAGUCAUUCUAUGGUGUUGUAUUUACCCUACUAUCCCUUCCACUGCAAUCGGCACCCCACAGAAUUCGGCAGUCACGCAAAUGUCACUGUAAGUCACGACACAUCACGUAGGCUGGUUUCAAAGUCAGCAAACAGCCAGUUAUUCGGUGUAUGUCUAAGUAAGUAUGAGGGUGACCAUUAUUAGUGCUGUAGCCUGUAGUUGUAAAAUUGAGGUGGAUGAGGGAGAC
This is a messenger RNA of Suillus subalutaceus, 607 nucleotides long. RefSeq lists its product as uncharacterized. NCBI's taxonomy places the organism in Eukaryota, Fungi, Basidiomycota, Agaricomycetes, Boletales, Suillaceae. The coding region runs from base 64 to 372 and encodes 102 amino acids. The transcript has 4 exons. The record is from RefSeq and is a predicted model, not a curated record.